Molecule: messenger RNA, 1825 nt
Organism: Erigeron canadensis
Lineage: Eukaryota; Viridiplantae; Streptophyta; Magnoliopsida; Asterales; Asteraceae
Product: beta-glucosidase 18-like
Exons: 12
Coding region: 172-1695 (507 amino acids)
Biological process (GO): carbohydrate metabolic process
Molecular function (GO): beta-glucosidase activity
Source: RefSeq, a predicted model, not a curated record
CUGAUUAAUUAGUGAUAGAAUUGUUUAUGACCACAUGAACAAAAGCGGAGUACAGCUUUUAUAGCAUAUGUACAGAUCAGUUAAUAGAUUUUUUUUCAAGAUUUUUAUUGGCCUGACUUCCAAUCAAAGCAAUCAACAUAUUUAUCAGUAGCAAUAUAACAGUGAACUGAAAUGGUUGGUUUUGUACAAGUCAUCCUGCUGCUUCUUGCAGGACAGCCUUUAACUUACGGAGAAACUGUAAAAAAAUCAGAUUUCCCAGAUGGGUUUUUGUUUGGAGUAUCUACAUCCUCCUAUCAAAUAGAAGGGGCAUAUCUUGAAGAUGGUAAAAGUCUCAACAAUUGGGAUGUUUUUGCUCUUUCUCCAGGUAAUAUUGAAAAUGGUGAAAAUGGAUUCAUAGCUGAUGAUCAUUAUCAUCGAUAUCUGAAAGAUAUUGAGACCAUAGAAUCACUUGGUGUGGAUGCUUAUCGGUUCUCUAUUUCAUGGGCAAGAGUUCUUCCAAGAGGAAGGUUUGGUGAAGUUAAUCAAAACGGAAUUAUGUUCUAUAACAAGAUUUUGGAUAAUCUCUUAGUCAGAGGAAUCAAACCAUUUGUUACGAUUCACCAUGAUGAUUUUCCUCAAGAACUUCAAGAUAGAUAUGGGUCCUGGCUUAGCCCGUUAAUGCAGGAAGAUUAUGUCCACUUUGCCGAAACAUGCUUCAAGAACUUUGGUGACCGAGUGAAGCAUUGGAUCACUAUCAAUGAACCAAACUUGGUUGCACAAAUGGGAUACCAGAAUGGUAAGUAUCCACCUGGUCGAUGUUCACAACCGUUUGGCAAUUGUUCAGCAGGAAAUUCUGACAUCGAGCCUCUAAUUGUGAUGCAUAACCUGUUAUUGGCACAUGGCAAAGCUGUCAAGCUAUAUCGCAUCGAUUAUCAGCGUGAGCAAAAAGGGUUAGUCGGGAUUGUUUUAAAUUGUUUAAUGUAUGAGCCUCUAACUGAUGACGAUCUAGAUCAAGAAGCCUCUGCUAGGGCUUUGGCUUUCGAUAUCGGCUGGGUGUUGGAUCCACUAAUAUUUGGUGAUUACCCUUCGGAAAUGCGCAAGUAUCUUGGAAAUCAGCUGCCAAGAUUUUCUAUUACAGAAAAAAACUUUAUAAAAGAUGGUAUUGACUUUAUUGGAGUCAAUCAUUACACAACUCAAUAUGCAAAAGAUUGCAUUUAUUCUAGCUGCAGUUUGACUGGAAAUAGAGCUAUUAAAGGUUUUGUGGAUGCAACAAGCGAACGAGAUGGCAUUCGAAUCGGUGAAUCUACAGGUAUAGAAAUAAUGCGGGUCGUUCCAAGAGGCAUUGGAGAAAUGAUAGACUAUCUAAAAAUUAGAUACAACAACAAACCCAUGUUUGUCACUGAAAAUGGGUAUUCUGAACCAGGAGUACAAGAUCAAGUUGAAAUUAUACUUCAAGAUGACAAGCGGGUGGAAUUUCACAACAUGUACAUGUCAUCGCUGGCCCAAGCGAUAAGGGAUGGUGCCGAUGUAAGAGGCUAUUUUGUGUGGACCUUGAUAGAUGCUUUUGAAUGGUUUCAUGGGUACGCUCCCAGAUUUGGGUUAUACUACGUUGAUCGGAAAACACUUACUCGGAUCCCUAAGUUGUCUGCAAGAUGGUAUCAAAAUUUCUUGAAAAAUAAUACACAAGCACUAGGAAUUCAAGUAGCAGAUACAUAAAAAUUUGUUUAGACAGACUAUUUCAUUUUGUAACCUGUGUUGUCUCAUAUAUAGAGGUUGCCAACUUGCCAUUACUAUUACAUUAAAAUUUAUUUGGCAUUUUGUUUAUGGUACAUGAUAAGUUCUGUUA